Messenger RNA from Mercurialis annua (annual mercury), 3967 nucleotides. RefSeq lists its product as uncharacterized. Gene Ontology annotation, biological process: protein import into nucleus. The record is from RefSeq and is a predicted model, not a curated record. The coding region runs from base 90 to 3470 and encodes 1126 amino acids. NCBI's taxonomy places the organism in Eukaryota, Viridiplantae, Streptophyta, Magnoliopsida, Malpighiales, Euphorbiaceae. The transcript is spliced from 20 exons. Gene Ontology annotation, cellular component: nucleus; cytoplasm. Gene Ontology annotation, molecular function: nuclear import signal receptor activity; small GTPase binding.
AACAAAAAAACUAAAACCCCUACGCUUCUUUUCCAUUUUCCCUCCCUUCUUUGGCAGCCACCACCACCACCACCUUCCGAACCUUAUCCAUGGCUGCCACCGCCUCCGCCGCCGAUCCAAUCCAACUCCAACAGCUCGCCCUUCUCCUCGGACCCGACCCGACUCACUUCGAAUCGUUAAUCAAUAGCCUUAUGUCAUCUUCAAACGAACAACGCUCCAGCGCUGAGUCGCUUUUCAAUUUAUGUAAGCAAGUUAAUCCUGACUCGCUUCUUCUUCGACUCGCUCAGAUUCUCUCGUCUUCAUCUCUUCCCGAGGUCCGCGCUAUGUCCGCUGUUCUCCUUCGUAAGCAUCUCACACGCGUGGCGAAUGAUGACUCAUUUUUGUAUCCCAAACUCACCGAGUCAACUCGUUGCGCGAUUAAAAACGUGCUGUUGACGUCACUUCAGCGCGAGACGGUAAAAUCUAUAACUAGGAAAGUGAAUGAUACUGUAUCGGAGCUUGCUGCGUCUGUUUUGCCUGAGGGAGGAUGGCCUGAGUUGUUACCUUUUAUGUUUCAAUGUGUGACUGCCGGCGGGGGACAGAAUUGCAAUUUACAGGAAUCUGCGCUUUUGAUUUUUGCCAGAUUGGCUCAGUUUAUUGGUGAAACCCUAAUUCCACAUUUGAAUACUCUUCAUGAAUUGUUUUUGAAUUGUUUGAGCAGUUCUUUGAGUGCUGAUGUUAGAAUUGCUGCUUUGAAUGCAUCUGUUAGUUUUAUUCAGUGUUUAUCGAGUAAUAAUGACAGGGAGAAGUUUCAAGAUUUGUUACCAUUGAUGAUGAAGACUUUGACCGAGGCUUUGAAUGGCCAACAAGAGGCGACAGCACAAGACGCGCUUGAAUUGUUGAUUGAAUUAGCUGGGAGCGAGCCUCGGUUUUUGAGGAAGCAAAUUGUUCAAGUCGUGGAUUCAAUGUUGCAAAUUGCUGAGGCUGAAAAUUUAGAAGAAGGGACUCGACAUUUGGCUGUUGAGUUUGUGAUUACAUUAGCUGAAGCAAGGGAGAGAGCCCCCGGUAUGAUGAGGAAGUUUCCUCAGUUCGUGCAUCGGUUAUUUAUGGUGUUGAUGAGAAUGCUGUUGGACAUUGAAGAUGAUCCGGAGUGGCAUAGUGCUGAGAGUGAGGAUGAAGAUGCUGGUGAGACUAGUAAUUAUGGGUUUGGACAGGAAUGUUUGGAUAGGUUAUCAAUUUCACUUGGUGGGAAUACUGUGCUUCCUGUUGUUUCUGAGGGUUUGCAGACUUUCUUGGCUUCUCCCGAGUGGGAGAAACAUCAUGCUGCACUUAUUGCAUUGGCACAGAUUGCUGAGGGUUCAUCUAAGGUGAUGAUUAAAAACCUCGAGCAAGUAGUUUCUAUGGUCUUAAAUUCAUUUCAGGAUCCCCAUCCCCGUGUGAGGUGGGCAGCUAUAAAUGCAAUUGGACAAUUAUCAACUGACUUGGGUCCAGAUUUGCAAGUAAAGUAUCAUCACAGAGUGUUGCCUGCUUUGGCUGGUGCAAUGGAUGAUGUUCAGAAUCCUCGUGUUCAGGCACAUGCUGCUUCAGCAGUGCUCAAUUUCAGUGAAAACUGCACUCCAGAUAUUUUGGCACCAUACUUGGAUGGAAUUAUUAGCAAACUCCUUACAUUAAUGCAGAAUGGAAAGCAAAUGGUGCAAGAGGGGGCUUUAACGGCUUUAGCAUCAGUUGCUGAUUCUUCACAGGAGCAGUUUCAGAAAUAUUAUGUUGCUGUAAUGCCUUACUUGAAAACUAUACUAGUGAAUGCAAAUGACAAAUCUAAUCGAAUGCUUCGUGCUAAAGCUAUGGAAUGCAUUAGUCUCGUUGGUAUGGCUGUUGGAAAGGACAAAUUUAGAGAUGAUGCCAGACAGGUUAUGGAUGUCUUAAUGUCACUGCAAGGAACUCAAAUGGAAGCCGAUGAUCCAACUACAAGCUACAUGCUACAAGCAUGGGCCAGACUGUGCAAGUGUCUUGGGCAGGAUUUUCUUCCUUAUAUGAAUGUUGUCAUGCCACCUCUUAUUCAGUCAGCUCAGCUUAAGCCUGAUGUAACAAUUACAUCUGCAGAUUCUGAUGCUGAUUUUGAUGAAGAAGAUGACAGCAUUGAAACAAUCACACUUGGGGAUAAGAGAAUAGGGAUCAAGACAAGUAUUCUGGAGGAAAAAGCUACAGCUUGUAACAUGCUUUGCUGCUACGCUGAUGAGUUGAAGGAAGGAUUUUUUCCAUGGAUCGAUCAGGUUGCUACUACUCUGGUGCCUCUUCUUAAAUUUUAUUUCCAUGAAGAAGUGCGGAAGGCGGCUGUUUCAGCUAUGCCGGAGCUACUACGCUCUGCUAAACUUGCCAUAGAAAAAGGUCAAUCUCAAGGUCGUAAUGAGUCAUAUUUAAAGCAAUUAUCUGAUUAUAUAAUACCAGCUUUGGUGGAGGCUUUGCAUAAGGAGCCGGAGGUAGAAAUUUGUGCAAGCAUGUUGGACUCGCUGAAUGAAUGCAUACAGGUUUCUGGACCUCUUUUAGAUGAAACCCAAGUAAGGUCCAUUGUAGAUGAGAUAAAGAAUGUUAUCACUGGCAGCUCUGCUAGAAAACAGGAAAGAAUAGAGAGGACAAAAGCAGAGGACUUUGAUGCAGAAGAAGGGGAGUUACUUAAGGAAGAAAACGAGCAAGAAGAAGAUCUCUUUGAUCAAGUGGGGGAUCUGUUGGGCACACUAAUUAAGACAUUUAGGGUCUCUUUCUUGCCUCUCUUUGAUGAGAUUUCACCAUACAUAACACCUAUGUUGGGUAAGGAUAAAACUGCAGAAGAGAGGAGAAUCGCCAUUUGCAUAUUUGAUGAUGUUGUGGAGCAAUGUCGUGAAGCAGCUCUUAAGAACAAAUAUUAUGAAACAUACGUACCUUUCCUUUUGGAAGCCUGCAAUGAUGAAAGUCCAGAUGUUCGCCAGGCAGCUGUAUAUGGGGUCGGUAUUUGUGCAGAGUUUGGUGGAUCUGUGUUUAAACCACUUGUUAGAGAGGCCCUCUCUAAGUUAAAUAUUGUAAUAAGCGAUCCUAAUGCUCGUCAUGUGGACAAUGUAUUGGCAUAUGACAAUGCUGUUUCAGCUCUUGGAAAAAUAUGCCAAUUUCAUCGAGAUAGUAUAGAUGCAGCACAGGUAGUGCCAGCCUGGUUAAGGUGCUUACCCUUGAAGAAUGAUUUAAUCGAGGCCAAGCUUGUGCAUGAUCAGCUUUGCUCAAUGGUUGAAAGGUCGGAUGUCGAGCUUUUGGGACUGAACAAUCAAUAUCUUCCCAAAAUUGUCCUUGUUUUUGCCGAGGUCAUAUGCGGAGGCAAAGACUUGGCGACAGAGCAAACUAUGGGUAGAAUGAUUAGUUUAUUGAGGCAACUUCAGCAUAUGUUACCGCCUGCUACCCUAGCUUCAACUUGGUCAUCCUUGGAGCCGCAACAGCAACUUGCUCUGCAAUCUAUCUUGUCCUCUUAAUCCCCCAAGAAAUGUACGGAUCAUUGUUAUAUCCUCUUUGAAGCCAUGUUGAGGUCCUGCAUUCAUGAGUACGUGAUUCAUCUCCUUUGAGAAUAAGCUGUGUGCAGUCAGUUGUGUUCUUUUUGCAUUGGCGUGCAUGUCGUUGUUCUCUGAGAAGUUGUCUUUUAAUGCUGGCGUGUCGCGUGUUGCGUGUUAAUAUCUUCCAAUUCUUUAUCCACCAACUGCGUCUUAAAAGAAAUAUCUGUGGAGGAGUUCUCUAUUUGUUAUGAAAGUGUCACAGUUUUGCCCAAAGAUUUGUAUAAUACAACAUGUUCGUACUGUUCCAUUGUUUGAUUGAAAUGAACGAAUUAAAGUAAUCAAAAUUUACACAUCUACCUGGUUUUUGUUGAGAUUGAGGCUUGUAAGUGAGGCUAUUCUUGUAAUGUUAUCGGUGAUUUGUAUUCAUCUGGAUGCUAAAUUUUUAAUAUAGUGCAUAAAUAGAAGAGUCAUGUUUUGCA